CCUCGAAUAGAGAAUACAAACAGACAAGAGGGAAAACACUGUACCAGACUUUAAUAAAGAGAUCCUGCCAACUCAUUUUUCAUUGUGGGAGGCUUGACAUCCAUUCUGCAUGGAUGUGCAGUGUAUACAUAAGCAUAAGCUUCCACUGGGGAGCAGUAAAGAACUGCUGCUUAUUAAUAACAGUUUUGGGGGAACCUGAACAAGCUUCACAGUGUUUUAUCCUUCUUAGGCAAAGAACUGUGUCAGUCUGGACAGAAUUGGCACAUUUAGUCCCUAAGGAAAAGUUGCUGGGCAAAUAUAGCAUUAAGUUAUAUGUGAAAUAAAAACAGAUGGUUUGUUAAAAGUUGAUAUAAAUAAUAAAGGGUUGUAUUUAAAUCCAAUAUGAUGGUAGAAGGCAUGUGAAGGUAGAGCUCGUUGGUUUUAACUAUACCUGAAUGUCCAACAGGACCUGAAUGCAACGCUGUAUUUGCGGCACAUGGCGGCGCUGGAGGUCCGGUUCUGAUCAAGGGCAGAAGGAGACUGAAGGGAAAUAAAAGGUCUUUCUUCAGUAGCCCAUAAAUCUGUACUCAUGGUGCCAUGUAGCGUCCAAACCCUUUAACGGCCACAAUAAACCUGCUGGAGCCCAACUGACAUAAACAAAGGCGUUCUGGCUUGAGCUGUACCAUGCUAUAGCGGACUAAUGGACAAACAAACAGUAACACGGAGUUAUUUGUUAUUGUAAUGAGACCGUGGAACACGCGGGAAAAUAACGCUAGCAAAAAGCAGAAGACAUCGUGUUAACGUUAGCGUAGCCGCGUUACUGCCGCGAAAGUAACGCGUGUAAUCACAUUACUUUACAUUUCGCGUGCGCGUGAGACAUGCGCACACAGAGGAACGCGGCGGCGGCAGCCAGCGACACACCGUGAACCCGGAGACGGGGAAGACGCACCCGCACCGGCGGCUGCGGGGAUGUGGCCGACACGGACCCUGGCUCCGUGGGGACUGGAUGCUGCCAGAAAGUGCCACGGCCAGUGAACGCACCAUUACCUCACGGGUUUACGCGGUGCCCCCCUCACACACGCAGCGCCUAAUAGCGACGGGUGAUUCUUUAUUUUCUGCGUUUGUCUGCGAGGGGACCGUCCGGGGACUAGCUAGGCUCUCCCGCCUCCCGGAGCCACGAUGCCUCCUGCUCCGAGCCUUCAGUCCAGCGGGCUGACCCUGUCUGAAACCAGCAUGGGUUCCUUCAAGAGGAGGAAGAGGAAAUCCAUAAUCGUGACCGUGAUGCUGCUCAUCGUGUCUGUGCUCAUCCUCGUCUUCGGCCUGGCGGCGACCACCAGGACGCAGAACAUCACAGUGGGCGGCUACUACUCGGGCGUCAUCCUGGGCUUUGGCUCCUUUCUGGGAAUUAUUGGUGCUCAUUUGAUUGAAAACAAGAGGCAGAUGCUCGUGGCGUCCAUCGUCUUCAUCAGCUUCGGGGUGGUGGCUGCCUUCUGCUGCGCUAUCGUCGAUGGGGUGUUUGCUGCGAGGCACAUUGACCUGCGGCCUCUCUACGCCGGGCGCUGUGAGUAUCACUCCAGCGACACGGCGUCUGACCUGCAGGUGCCGUGUCUGACGUCGUCGCGGGCGUCCUGCAACCUGCGCGUGAGGAGCAACACGUGCUACUGCUGCGAGCUCUACCACUGUGGGAAAGAACAUCCUCUAAUGGGACUUCAGAAUAAAGAUGUUUUGAAAAAGUUUAGGAAAUCAUCCAUGAUUUGGAAGUCUAGCCGCGUGGAGGUGAUCGGAGGCUACCACGAGUACACGGACGUGAGGAGCUGCCAGGACGUGGUCCACCUCUACCACCUGCUGUGGUCGGCCACCAUCCUCAACAUCGUGGCUCUCUUCCUGGGCAUCAUCACUGCCGCGGUGCUGGGAGGAUUCAAAGACAUGAUCCCUGCGUCGGCCUCGGAAAGUGCGUCUGAACCCGAGGCCAUCGUGGCUCCGGUCUCCUCAGAGCCUCCUCCACCCACCACUUCCAUCAACUCCUAUUACAGCACCACCCCCUGUCUGCCGCCGUACACCGCCUACGACCUGCAGCAGGGCUCCUACAUGUUCCCAGACUCGUCAGGCUUGUCCGAUGACUCCCAGUCUGGAUCCAGUCACCUGUGGCCCACUAUGGUCCCACCUCGCUACUCGCCUCCUCAUAACCACCCUGACGAGAAGCCCCCACCCUACAGCCCAUAGGACGCUGUGGCCUAAACACAACAUUUGACACCGUCAUUCGGGUGCCAUUAGGAUGUGUGGUUUGAAUGCACGAUGCUUUGGGCUUUUCCUCACAAUUGGCUGCGUCGAAGGAGGCGGCCGGCCACAGGGCACGCAGACUUCCAGCCCGACACGCGGGGAGCAAAUGCGUGUCUCCCCGGGCACCACUCACACCCCGGCCCGCUCGGAGUGUGUGUGCACGCGUACACGGCGUGAGACGAGCUGUUUACAGCCAGGACUGUUUACACAUCUGCCUGCCUUAAUGGACUCGGAGCACUGCAGCACUGUCACUGGGACAGAUUGUGUACAGGUCAUGCUUCACGUCACCUCUCCAUAGUGCAUAAUGUAAAUGCUUCCUGCCUUGAGCUGCACAGAUAACAGGUCACGCCUGGAUCUGGCCCAAUUAGCACAGGUGCAAGCCUCAUGAGAGAUUAAUGCAGUAAACUGAAAGCUUGUGUCUUUCUGAAUCAGCUAGAAAAUAUAAACUGUAGAGGUGCCGCUAUAGCAGUUAAUUGUGUCUGUGUACAUUAUCAGAGGCGAAGUUAGCGGUAACGACGGAAAUACAUGCUCAUAUUGUAUGUACAGCCCUAUGAUAUACAGAUAUUAGCACGGGUAGGUAUAAAACUCACCCUGGUAUCUAUUAAGCUUUCACUUUGUGUUUAAGAAUAUCGUGGUUGACGUCUGGUGAUUUUAGAGCAGUCUUACUAAAGAAUAAGCUAUUCUAAUCUAAGAUUACGGUUGUUGACGCUCCCAACACUAUUUAUUGUAUCAUUACUCAAAUCUGCAAAGCAGGUAAAACACAUGUGCUGUUCGUCACAUUCAUAAUGUCAUUCUUCAUUGAUAACAUAGGGUGAAGUCUCAGUGCUGGAUUCACUGACACCAGAGGAACUACACAGAACAGGAACCGUUAGCGCAUCCUUAAAACCAGUCUGAGCUUUAUUCACCUGUUUUUUUUUUAUAAUUUAAACAAUCAAGAGCAGAUGAACCAUCUGCUCCUUUUUUGUGUUGCCAUUAAAAAAUGUUUAUGUGUAAUUGACA
Betta splendens (Siamese fighting fish) is the source of this 3258-nucleotide messenger RNA. It is a transcript of the gene tmem255a, whose product is annotated as transmembrane protein 255A. The transcript is spliced from 9 exons. The coding region runs from base 1159 to 2202 and encodes 347 amino acids. NCBI's taxonomy places the organism in Eukaryota, Metazoa, Chordata, Actinopteri, Anabantiformes, Osphronemidae. The record is from RefSeq and is a predicted model, not a curated record.